AUGGAAGGCGAAUUUGAAGGACAGCAGCAGGCAUUACUGGCCUUGCUGGUCAAGACUGAACGUUAUGUCGAUACCAUGAGUGACGGCGCCCUGGCGACAGACUCUCAUACCCGAAAGCAAAUCCUGGACAGACUGACGAGCCUCAAACAUAAGCUUCAGACGCCGAUGGAGCAGGCGUGGGAUAUCUUCUUCCAGCCGCACCAUCUCUCCGUCUUGCAGACGGCAAUGGACGCCGGCUGGCUCCAGAUCCUCAACGACGCAGGCAGAGAAGGCGUUACGGUCACAAACCUCGCAGCGAAAUCUGGAGCAGACGCCUCGCUGGUCCGCCGACUCAUCCGCUUCCUAGCAGCCGCCGGUACCGUCAAGGAAGUCGACGUGGACGUCUUCGCAGCAAUAGAAAUGACCGAAUUCUUCUCCUCGCCCGCGAUAAAAGCCGGACUCCGACACGCGAGCCACGAGUACACCGCCGCAGUCUCCCAAAUGCCAGAGUACUUUGCCAACAACGGCUACCAGUCGCCUCCCAACGUCGAGUACGGCAUCUUCGCGCACACGUAUGGUACUUCGUUCUUCCGAUAUCUGUCGCAGCGACCCGUUGCCGCGGCGGCGUUUAAUGAGUUCAUGGCUGCUUCGAAACAGGGGAGCAGGCACUGGGGGGAUGUGUAUCCUGUCGAGUGGCUGCAGGUUCAAGAUCCUGAAGACGUUCUCCUGGUCGAUGUGGGUGGAGGGAAAGGGCACGAGCUGGCGGAGAUGGUUGCGCGGAAAGAAGCGUCAGGUCUUCGUGGCAAGCUGGUGCUGCAGGACCUCGCUAAAGUGCUGGACGAAGUGCCAGAGCAACGACGGAGCAUGUUCGAUGUCGAGGCCCAUGACUUCUUCACACCGCAGCCGGAGUCUUGUCGGAACGCUCGAACGUAUUACAUGCGAUCGGUACUGCACGAUUGGCCGGAUGAAGAGUGCGUCACGAUCCUAUCGCAUCUGCGCGACGCAAUGAGGGUUGGGUAUUCUAGUGUUCUGAUCAAUGAUAUCGUGUUGCCGGAUAGGGAUAUUUCGUUCUGGUCGGCGGCGUUUGAUGUCACGAUGAUGGCGGUGGUUUGUGGGAAGGAGAGGGCAAGGAGGGAGUGGGAGGGGUUGAUUGGGUCGGUGGAAGGGCUUCUGAUCGAGGGGGUUUGGGAGAUUGAUGCGAGGGGGCAUUGUGUUAUUGAGGUGAGGAGGACGAGGUAG
Messenger RNA from Saxophila tyrrhenica, 1218 nucleotides. RefSeq lists its product as uncharacterized. Gene Ontology annotation, molecular function: O-methyltransferase activity. NCBI's taxonomy places the organism in Eukaryota, Fungi, Ascomycota, Dothideomycetes, Mycosphaerellales, Extremaceae. The record is from RefSeq and is a predicted model, not a curated record. The transcript has a single exon. The coding region runs from base 1 to 1218 and encodes 405 amino acids.